UCACACUUUACUUAUUUGAUUUUAAAGAAAGAGCUUAGCUUUAUUAGACCACUGUUCUUGAAAGAUGAACAAGAAACCCAAGAUUUUGAGCUCUGGAUCAUUAAAUAUGAAUCAAAAACGAAAGAGCUCGUCUCUUCGUCGCUUGUUCUCUUUAGUGUUUUUUCUUGCAAUGAUCUUCCUUAUAGGAAAUGCUUUUAUUACAGUGGAUUAUAAAGAGGGCAUUGCGGGAUGGAGUUCGAUAAUAAGACUAAAUCUUGCAAAACUGAAGAUGUGUAAGACACAACUUAGGCCUCCUGGUAGUGAGACGUUACCGAGAGGUAUUGUUGCAAGUACAUCUGACUUGGAAAUGCGACCGUUAUGGGGCGCAAAGCGCGAUAAGAAACCGAAGCCGAACUUAUUGGCUAUGGCAGCCGGAAUAAAACAGAAGGAAAGUGUCAACAAGAUUGUCAAGAAGUUUCCAUCAAGUGAAUUCGUUGUGAUGCUGUUUCAUUAUGAUGGUUCCGUGGAUGAAUGGAAGGAGUUUGAGUGGAGUGAAACUGCUAUUCAUAUUUCUGUAGUAAACCAAACCAAAUGGUGGUUUGCAAAGCGUUUUCUACACCCGGAUAUUGUCUCAGCAUAUUCGUACAUAUUUCUUUGGGAUGAAGAUCUCGGUGUUGACCAUUUUGAUGCUAGAAGGUAUGUUUCAAUAAUUAAAGAAGAAGGGCUUCAAAUAUCACAACCUGCUCUUGAUCCCAAUUUCUCUGAAGUGCAUCAUCAACUUACCUCACGGGACAAGAAAUCGAGAGUACAUAGGAGAACAUACAAAGUCAUUGGUCGGGCUAGGUGCAACGAGAAUAGCACUGGACCUCCUUGCACAGGAUUUGUCGAAAUGAUGGCUCCUGUGUUUUCCAGAGCAGCUUGGAGGUGUACAUGGCAUAUGAUUCAGAAUGACUUAAACCACGGAUGGGGUAUAGAUUUUCAGCUUGGAUAUUGUGCACAGGGUGAUCGAACCAAAAAUAUCGGCAUUGUUGAUUCCGAGUAUAUACUUCAUAUGGGUCUUCCUACAUUAGGAGGUUCAGCUGAAAACAAGACAGAUUCAGGACAACUCAAUAAGACCAAGACUCAGCAUGAUUCAGCAUCCCAAAUAUCAUCUGGUAGAUCUGAGGUUAAGAAGCAAACUUACGCCGAGUUAGAGACUUUUAAACAUAGAUGGAAAAAUGCAGUGAAGAACGAUGAGUGCUGGAUAGACCGAUUCCAAACAUGAAAGAUUGCUUGCUGUGGACAAAAUUAUACAUAUAUAGAAAAGCACAAGAAUACCCUGAAGACCGCAAGGAAGCAAAAGAGAAGGAGAGAUGAUUAUGGUAAGAUGACAGCAUUCUGAGGAUCUUCAUAUCAGUGAUGUACUGAAUUUAACCAAUUAAUGAAGGUAUACAUGUAGA
Messenger RNA from Arabidopsis arenosa, 1418 nucleotides. Lineage: Eukaryota; Viridiplantae; Streptophyta; Magnoliopsida; Brassicales; Brassicaceae. The record is from the annotation of a GenBank genome assembly.